AUGGUGCAAACUCGUGUACCUAACGGUCCCAAGCCGCAGCGAGCGUGGUGGAAAGAAGCGGCAGUCUAUCAGAUUUACCCGUCCUCGUUCAAAGAUUCAAAUGGAGACGGCAUCGGAGACAUCCCCGGCGUAAUCGAGAAGCUCGAUUAUAUCGAGGCCUUGGGGGUCGACAUUAUAUGGGUUACGACAAUCGCCGACUACAGGUCAAUCGAUCCGAGAUAUGGCUCAAUGGAUGAUGUGGACCGACUGAUUCAUGGCCUGCGUCGACGGAAUAUGAAGUUCCUCAUGGAUCUCGUCGUCAACCAUACUUCAGACCAGCAUGCUUGGUUUCAGGAGUCUCGGUCAUCGGUGUCAAAUCCAUACCGGAACUGGUACAUUUGGCGCAAACCCAGGAUCGACGACCAGGGAAAUCGUCGGCCCCCGAACAACUGGAGUACGUACUUUGGUGGCAGCGCGUGGACCUUCGACAAGCACACCGGGGAAUACUACUUGCAUCUCUUCGCCCCCGAGCAGCCGGACCUCAACUGGGAGUGUGAUGAAAUGCGAGCAGAGGUAUACGACGUAAUGCGGUUCUGGCUGGACAAAGGUGUCGACGGUUUCAGAAUGGAUGUCAUCAACCUCAUCAGCAAGGAUCGUAGAUUGCCAGAUGCAACGGUGGUAGACAACGCCAAGCAGUAUCAUCACGGGAGUGAGCACUAUGCCAAUGGUCCUCGAAUCCAUGAGUAUCUCCAGGACAUUGGCGCCAUUAUGCAGGAGUACGGGGCGUUUUCCGUGGGCGAAAUGCCCUGGAUCUCUGAUGCUGAUGAAAUUCUCCGGUGCGUUGGCUCUGAGCGGAAUGAGCUGAAUAUGAUCUUCAACUUCGAUAUUGUUGAAGGUAUAGACCACGGUGCCGGCGGAAAAUUCAGUCCGAAGGAGUGGCAAAUGUCGGAACUGAAAGAUAUCGUCAACAAAUGGCAGCGUUUCAUGUAUGACAACAACGGCUGGAAUGCCUUGUUCCUGGAGAAUCAUGAUCAAGCCCGAACAGUCUCGCGAUGGGCUUCUGAUAAGGCCCAGCAUCGAGAGCAGGCAUCGAAGAUGUUCGCCACCUUUUUAGGCCUCCAGAGCGGUACUGUUUUCCUUUACCAGGGACAAGAGCUCGGGAUGUCGAACAUUCCAGAACAUUGGGAGAUGGAAGAUUUCCACGACCUCGAAACGCUGAACCAUUGGCAAGAGCUGCGGGAUACGGAGAUGGACAAGGAAUCGCUUGUCAUCGCGAAGGGUCAGUAUCAUCUCAAGUCCAGAGACAAUGCUCGAACGCCUAUGCAGUGGUCGGCAGGGGAACACGCGGGGUUCACAGAUGGCCAGCCGUGGUUCCGUGUGAAUGACCGGUAUCGAGAAUGCAAUGCCUCCAGCCAAGUAGGUGUUGCUGGGAGCCCCUUUCAGUACUGGGCGCACAUUCUGAGCUUGCGGAAAGCAUGGCCAGAUGUCUUCGUCUAUGGAGACUUUGAGUUGGUCGAUCGCAAGAAUGAAGACGUUUUCGCGUACACAAGACGUGCCGAAGAUGACUGUGCUUUGGUGGUAUGCAACUUCCGUGAGCGAACAAUCGACUGGUCAGUCCCGACAGGCGUGUUCGUCCUUGAAAAGGGGGAUGUGCUGGCAAGCGUGUACCCGGACGUACAAUCCGGGAACAACAACAGCGUUCGUUUAAGGCCUUUUGAGGCAUUCGUCGUACGACAGCAGAUUCGCCAUGUUAGCAGUAGCAAAUAG
Molecule: messenger RNA, 1746 nt
Organism: Zasmidium cellare ATCC 36951
Lineage: Eukaryota; Fungi; Ascomycota; Dothideomycetes; Mycosphaerellales; Mycosphaerellaceae
Product: glycoside hydrolase family 13 protein
Exons: 2
Coding region: 1-1746 (581 amino acids)
Biological process (GO): oligosaccharide catabolic process
Molecular function (GO): alpha-amylase activity
Source: RefSeq, a predicted model, not a curated record